This is a messenger RNA of Leptonychotes weddellii (Weddell seal), 768 nucleotides long. Lineage: Eukaryota; Metazoa; Chordata; Mammalia; Carnivora; Phocidae. The record is from RefSeq and is a predicted model, not a curated record.
CAGGAAGGUUUGCCAACAGGUUCCUCUCCUUCUGCCAGAGCCCACAAGCGGUUUUGUGAGUUGCUCCCCCCAGAGCACCGGAGUGUGGAGGAGUCACUGCAGAUACGAGUGUCCUUGGAGCAGAUCCUCAGCCUUCCAGAGCUCAAGGCCAACCCCUUCAAGGAGCGAAUCUGCAGGGUCUUCUCCACAUCCCCAGCCAGGGACAGCCUGAGUUUCGAGGACUUCCUGGACCUCCUCAGUGUGUUCAGUGACACAGCGACUCCAGACAUCAAGUCCCACUAUGCCUUCCGCAUCUUCGACUUUGAUGAUGAUGGAACCUUGAACCGGGAAGACCUGAGUCACCUCGUGAACUGCCUCACAGGACAGGGUGAGGACACUCGUCUUAGUGCUUCAGAGAUGAAACAGCUCAUUGACAACAUCCUGGAAGAGUCCGACAUUGAUAGGGAUGGCACCAUCAACCUCUCAGAGUUUCAGCACAUCAUCUCCCGUUCACCGGACUUCGCCAGCUCCUUUAAGAUCGUCCUGUGACAGGAGCCAUGGCGUGUGUCCCAGCGAGCACCCCAUCAGAGAGCCUUUCCACUGCUGAGCUGUGGCCGAGGUCAUGCCUGUGUUGCCAGGGCCGGCCAAGCUGGCCUAGCCCAGAGCUGGCACCGUGUGGUCCUGCUCCAGGCAGGGAAGGCCCCUCCAGACCAGGGCCUCUCUCCUUCUGUCAUUGUCAUCGCUCUGUUUGUGUUCUACUGAUCUAUAAUAAAGGUUUAGACGUUUUGA